GGCAUUUUCUGCUUUAAAAAGAGCAAAUCUUGGAAUGAAGGGCCAGUUUUUGCAGACCAACCUACCAAAGAGAUCUGUGCUGAGGAUACAUAAGAGGGUCUUACUGACAUAAUACUACAUACUACCAAACAUUUUAUUUACAAGUUUAAAUAGAUCUUUUUAAGGACUACAACACAUAGAAGAAAAGUGAUGGGACACGAAAGUGAGGUACUGUUAGACAUCGAACAGCCCUUAACUGUGGUGAGGAGAUCUGGAUCUUCAAAGUCGGGCAUCUGGAGGAUGUGUGGUGCUCUUCUGGCUGUGGCCCUUUGUGCCACUGCUGCAGUCUGCUUUACAUCCAACAAGUCUCCAGACAGUCAAGAUGAGGGAAGCGAUAUCAGGCAUAUGUUGAGAGCAGCUCCAAAUGAAAAUAACACAGUAAAGGAUGCCAUACAUUUAACAGCAGGAGACGUCUUUAAAGGAAACUCCCUGGAGUGGCAAGACAACAUGGAUCAGGCGUUCUUUCAAGGUGGUCUGAGAUUAGAGGGAAAUGAAAUCAUCAUUCCCAAUGAUGGAAUAUACUUCAUCUACAGUCAGGUGUCUUUUCGAGUUACCUGCAAGUCAAAUCCUGAGGAGGACCAGGAGAUUGUACAUGUGAGCCAUGAGGUGAUGCGCAGUUCUGAUUUAUAUUCUGAUUCAGAUUUGAAGGCUGACUCUAAACCGCUCUUCAACGCUUUGCGUUCCGCGUGUGUUCAAGUGCCCGACAGUGAACAGUCGUGGUACAGCACAAUUUACUUUGGUGCAGCUUUUCGACUGUAUGCUGGAGACAGAUUGUUCACUGUGACGACCCAUCCCAGUAAGUUUACAGAAGUCGAAAAUGAUCAGGGGAAAAACUUCUUUGGUGCAUUUGCACUGUGAACGCUACAGAGAAAUGUCACCAAACUUCAGGAGAAGUAGAAGCAAGUCAAAGAAACACAAAAAAUGUCAUGCCUUAACUUCCAUAACAUGAAAGAUGACCUUGGACUGACCUCCAGUUGAUGUUUUAUAUUAAAACACAGCUCAAAAUCUAACGCUAUGAAACUUAUCGACAAGCUCCUGACGAAUCCAGAAAGAGAUGUGCUUAUUUUAUCAGAGAAAAAAUGUAUUUUGCCAUUUUGGUCAUGA
Molecule: messenger RNA, 1143 nt
Organism: Triplophysa dalaica
Lineage: Eukaryota; Metazoa; Chordata; Actinopteri; Cypriniformes; Nemacheilidae
Gene: tnfa
Product: tumor necrosis factor a (TNF superfamily, member 2)
Exons: 4
Coding region: 190-897 (235 amino acids)
Biological process (GO): immune response
Cellular component (GO): membrane
Molecular function (GO): tumor necrosis factor receptor binding
Source: RefSeq, a predicted model, not a curated record